Rhizophagus irregularis DAOM 181602=DAOM 197198 is the source of this 1191-nucleotide messenger RNA. The record is from RefSeq and is a predicted model, not a curated record. Lineage: Eukaryota; Fungi; Glomeromycota; Glomeromycetes; Glomerales; Glomeraceae.
AUGGUCGAAUGUAAUAUUUCUUUUAAUUACCUUAAAGAGUAUAACCUUUGUGAAGAAUUCCUUUCUCUAUUAUCUCAACAACAUACUGGAGUCUCUCUUGAUAUUUUGGAAGAGAUGAUUUUAAUGAGUAAUAUUGAAAUUGAAAACAUGGACCUUUCAAAUAACGACAUUAUUUAUUGUACAUUACGUGAUGGUAUCACUAUUGAUGAUAGGCACUACGAAUUCUUGACUUUCUCUGCUAGUCAAUUAAGAGAUCAUAGUUGUUGGUUUUUUCACCAACUGGCAAUUCAACUGCUGAUUAAGGUUAGAGAUUGGAUGGUGAAUUUUUCAACAAAUAAAAGUGUACAUAGCAAAAUGUGCCUGAAUGGGCCAGUGUUUUCAAGUACUCGUGCUAUUCAAAAGCUACCUAUUGAUGACAUCAUAGAAAUUCCUGAUAUAGUUAGAAAUGGUUUCACUUUCCAAUUUGUGUUGGAAGUUAUCAGAGGAUCUACAUUCAUCUCACCAUAUCUCAAUCGUCAGGCGAUUAAAUUAUUGUCCGCAUUAGGAAUUCCCGAUGAAGAUAAAAUGCUUGAAAGUGAACAUACGGCGUUGGAUUUUUUACAAAGGAAUGUUGAUGAAUAUGGAAUUUCAAUCUCACUUGCUGGUCUUGUUAAAGCGGGAUUUUUAAGAAGGGCAUUCUUAUUAGGCGUCUUGGAUGUUACCGAAAUUUUACAGGAGAAUCAAAUUUAUUGUUAUUUAGAUGGUGAUGAUUUCACGUAUUGUACUAUGAAUUAUGAGGCUCAAAAAUCAAGAAUGGUUGGAAAUGUAACGAUGAAAGAUAUCAAAACAUUUUUCAUUUCUAAAACGGGAACGCCACCAGAAAUUCCACCUGUACUUCGUGCUAAAAAUUUUGAUCAAAGAUUAUAUGUUGAUGGAUAUGAAGAAUCUUUGGAUGAUGUACGAAAUUUUAAAAUUAAAAAAGAUGGCACAACCAGAAAGAUUAAAGAAAGAUACCUAUUGGAAACUGAAACUAUUAGAACUCAUCAAGAAAUAUUACGUGAAAAAAAAACAGGAAUCACUGGAUGUAAUCGAACAAAUCGUUUAAUUUUAAGUUUAAUUUUAAGUUUAAUUUUAUAUAAUCGUUCACAAAAUAUGUUAGCCGGUUUAUUGUCCUUCGCUUCGCCCCGGACUAUAGAUGUUUAUGAACCUUAA